CUAUACCAAAAAAAAUAUAUAAUCCUUCAUUUUAUAGUCUGGCUUUCUUAUAUUUAAUCAUCACAAUUCACAAUAAAAGAAUCCCAACACGAAGCUCAGACCAUCUUCUGAAAUGAAAAAGAACAAGGCAGAAAAAUACAGCAGCAGUGAAAUUUUCCUGGAGCGCAAGACCAAGAAAAAAUGGGUGGACAAAAUUUCGGGUGAAUAUUGCUUCAUGUUGUAUCCGAGAUCACUCUUUAUAACCAACAUGGAGGACAGGUACUGGGAUUGGAAAUGCUUCAAGGAAACCAGCGAGGAUAAUGUUGAAGUCGUCAAAUUGCUUACUGUCUGCUGGCUGGAUGUGAGAGGUAAGUUCAAGAUGUCUGACCUGACUCCUGGAAUCACUUACAACGUUUCGUACGUUGUUAAGUUGACACAAAGCUCGUCGGGGUGGGAGCUCCCAAUGACAUUAAAACUCGGAGUUCCUGGCAGGACUGAGCAACGACGCCAAGUUAGUCUCCUGAAAAAGCCAAAAGGCGAAUGGUUUGAGCUCAACUUGGGGAAUGUAUAUGCAGUUGAUAAUGAAAAUGGAGAGGUCUAUUUCGACAUCUAUGAGCAUGGAGGCCACUGGAAGACAGGACUGCUGAUUAAGGGUGUCAUCAUUAAGCCAAUAGUCUUGACCCCUGACUUGAGUUCAUCCUCUUCUUGAUCCUGUGUUGAUCAUUCUAUAACUAGCUUAUUAUUUACAAAGCUGAUAACUUUUGUCUUGCUUCUACCAAUGGAUGCAUCAGUUCACUAUUUUCUGGACUUGCUAUGUAAUACAAUCAUGAUUAUGGUUUCA
This is a messenger RNA of Daucus carota subsp. sativus, 820 nucleotides long. Its product is annotated as lectin. The record is from RefSeq and is a predicted model, not a curated record. The transcript is spliced from 3 exons. Bases 113 to 688 code for a protein of 191 amino acids. NCBI's taxonomy places the organism in Eukaryota, Viridiplantae, Streptophyta, Magnoliopsida, Apiales, Apiaceae.